Molecule: messenger RNA, 2541 nt
Organism: Sphenostylis stenocarpa
Lineage: Eukaryota; Viridiplantae; Streptophyta; Magnoliopsida; Fabales; Fabaceae
Source: the annotation of a GenBank genome assembly
AUGGCCUCAACGGACAUCAGAGGGAUUUUGACCGCUUUCAAUCCUACUCUCGACUUCUUCGCUAUCACCGCUGGGGACGGCCGCGUUAAGAUAUGGGACACGCUGAGUGGCCAGGUGCACACCGAGUUCGCAGAUAUUGCGUCAACUCAUUCAACAACUACCUUACAGCACAAGUCCAUUAACGGGCAUCUUGCGCUUGAUUAUACCUGCAUCAAGUGGUUCUCCCUCGAAAGAAAGAGGAAACGGAAGCAUGUAUCCUCGUUGUUAGUACUUGGAACUGGUAGUGGUGAUGUUUUGGCACUUGAUGUUGCUGCUGGUCAGUUGAGUUGGAGAAUUACUGAUUGUCAUCCUGGAGGUGUGAGAGCCAUUGCAUCUUCAGCAAACGUGUCAAGCAUUUUUACAGCUGGUGCAGAUGGGAUGGUAUGUGUGAUAGAUUUCAUGACAGGAAACCUGUUAGAGAAAUUUAAAGCUUCUACCAAGGCAAUAUCCUGCAUGUGUAUUUCUCCAGGGAGGCCAUCUGCUCUCAAAGUUAAUGGGAAGACAUUAGCUACUGCAGCUUCACAAUUGAAGAUUUUUAACUGCUCUAAUCACAAAAAGAUUCAAAAGUUCGCUGGUCAUCCUGGUUCUGUUCGAUGCAUGGUUUUCACGGAAGAUGGCAAGUAUAUUUUCUCAUCUGCUGUUGGUGAAAGAUAUGUUGCUGUUUGGAGGUUAGAUGGUGCUAAAAAGCAGUCAGCUUGUUGUGUUCUCGCGAUGGAGCAUCCUGCUGUAUUUCUUGAUAGCAGGUGCAUUGAUAGUGGGGAGCAUGACAUGACUAGUAUAUGUGUUUUGGCCAUUUCAGAAAUUGGCAUUUGUUAUUUAUGGUUUGGUAAUAGUAUUGAAGAAUUGCGUAGUGCAAAAGCCACAAAAAUAUCAUUAUCUUUAGAGGACAUGCCCAUGAGGAAUUACAAAGGAGCUUUGCCAUCAAUAUAUGCUGCAAAAUUACAAGGCAUCCAGAAGGCAGCCUCUGGGCAAGUUUUCCUUGUUUAUGGGUUACUUGUGAAACCAUCAUUUAAAAAAAUUCUAGUGCAUUCUGGUACAGAUGUAAAGUUGAAUGUCUCUCAUGAUGGUUUUCUUCUGCCAACAAGUCAAGCUCUUGUCAAAUCUAGGAAGGGGACAAAUGCACAAACAGUUACUGCACUUGACCGAGCAAAUGCUGAGGAUGCAUUGCUUCCAAUUCCUAAGGUUUUUGAUUCCCAUGAGCACGAGAAAGAGAAAGCACUUCAAAAAUCUUUGGCCAAAGAUGUAGAUGAUGAUUUGUGCAGAAGUAGUAAUGAUGAUUCUGUUGUGAUGGAAGAUGAUAUGGCCCAAAGUGAGACUGAUGGCCUUUGCAUGGAGGACCUGCUAAGAUCACUAGGGAUGCUUUCCAGUGAAAGUGACUAUGAAUCAAACAUUGAACUUUGCUCUAAGUUGUUGAAGGGUAUUGAUCUGGAAGCUACUAUUCCAGCCAAAAAAAUAAGAGCAGCUGUUUUGUCUGUGGAGCCAAGGGAAGCAUUCAUCCUACUGAAAGCAUUACUGGCUGCAUGGGAAUCAAGGUCAUCUAGUGGAAAGUAUAUUCUUCCAUGGAUAUACGGCAUAUUAGUGAAUCAUGCUCACAAUGUCAUUGCUGAGAAAUCCGAUACGCACACACUUGAUUCCUUAGACAAGGAAUUUGAAUUGUUUUCUGCCACUUUUCAGAUCACAAAUUCUAGAGCGGAAACACUUCAGCCUUUAUUACAAUUAUCAGGUCGUCUGCAACUGGUGACAUCACAGAUUGACAAGGCCUCUCAGACUCUAGGCCAUCCGGUGCAUGAACUCCAAACGGAAGAAAGUGAAGAUGAAGAAGAAGAUGAAUAUUAUCAUGAGGGAGAUGAUACUUCCGAAAUAACUAUGUGUCACAUACAUGGAUGGGGAUGGAUCUUGUUGAAAUACGGGUCCAUCAUCGUAUCUGUGCCAGUGUCCGGCAUGGUUGUGGCCAGAACUGAAUCUGUUAGCGUAGUUAGACAAAUGGUGUGUAUGGGUGAUGGUGCUGCAUCAGGUGGUGGCUGUUGGGGCGGUGAUUCCAAUGGACGGCUUGCUUGUGGUGGCUCUGGUUGUAUUGCAUCAAGGGUUGUUGCAUUUCUUUUUGGUUCUGGUUCUGUUUGUUUAGAUGGUGUUAGUUCAAUACUAGAGCAAAUUGUGGCAUUCUUCUUUGUCUUCUUAAUUGCUUUGACAACUUGUUCUGGAUCUGCCCACCCAACAAUUUGCCUUUUUGAUCUUCUGUACGCAACCCUUGCAGUCCACUCGGACCUGUAUCUGUGUGACACGAGGAAGUGGAUUAUGGAUGGAGAACGUGUGAAUGGAAUCUGUCUGUACAUGCCUCGCACGGGCAAGGAAUAUGCUAAAGGCAAGAGAUGUGGGAAAUGCAAGGAAUCAUUUUGUUUUAGCGGCCAAGGGGAGAGAGAUAAUUGUUAUCGUUGUUUGAUAGGUCCUCGGAAGAGGGGUGAUGAUUCAGGAAAGAAUUCGCAGAUUCUCCGUGGACAUUGA